CCAGUUUGAUUUUUUUUAGGUUUUUAAAAAACUCUUUGAAUGGUGACGAGGGCUACGCCGCCGGUGAUGAAGAAGGCUACUCCGGAGGUUUCUUCUAUGAAUAGAACAUUUGUCUUUUGGGACAUCAAGAGUUUUCCGGUUCCCCCUGGCUUUGAUCCACGUCGGGUCCGUCAGUGCAUUCAACGGUUGCUAAAGAAUUAUGACUACGAUGGUCCUCUCACCAUCUACGCCGUUGGCAUGAUAACAGACGUCCAUGAUGACAUCCUUCGAGCUCUCUCUUCCAGUGGAAUCAUUCUUCAUUACGCCCCCUACGGUACUUCAGACAUCAUGUCCCUUAUGUUUGAGUGCAUGUACGAUAAUCCACCCCCAGCUAAUAUUUUGGGCAUAUGCUAUCCAAGAGCCUUCGCUACACCUCAGAGUGGAUUCAACCUUUUCAGGCCGUUUCCGUAUUCUUCUCCUCAAGAAGACGCCAUCAGCUGGAUUAACUUAAUUCUGGCAGUGUCAGGGUCACUUAAGCAGGAGGAUACGUGUCUUGAAACAGAUGAAUCUGCCAGCUGGUUUUGCAUAUUAUGCUAUGAUCAUCCCACUUACGAGGAAUGGACACUUGACCAUUGGGGACAAUGAACCUAUGAGUAAAUUCGAGGACGAGGAUGGGAAACCUUCCACCAUUGUCUGGUGGCGACCAAUGGCAAGUUUUAUUAAUAUCUGUUAACUUUGAGAUUUCUCUAAAUUUCUUAGUUUUGUUUGCCUAAAUCUGACCCCGUACGUGUCAAAACCUCUUACCAGAAGUUUUCCUUUCUCACUUGCGUAGAAGCCUACCAGGGACGAGGCUGUGGCUGACACAUUUGUCUUUUGGGACAUCAAUAUGUUUCCGGUUCCCUCGAGCUUCGAUGCUCGUCGGGUCGGUCCGUGCAUCAAACGGUUUUUGGAGCUACAUGGCUACUGUGGUCAUCACACCAUCAACACUGUUGGCAUACUAACAGACGUUCCUCCUUACAUCCUUGAAGCGCUCUCUUCCACUGGAAUCAAUCUUUGUCACGCCCCCCACGGUACCUCAGACAUCAUGUUGCUCAUGUCUCAGUGGAUCUCUAAGAAUCCACCCCCAGCUAAUAUUUUGGGCAUAUGCGAUCCGAGAGGCUUCCCUCCUCCUUUGAGUGGAUACAACCUUUUCCGGCCGUUUUCCUAUUCUUCUCCUGAAGAAGACUCCUUCAUUUGGGAAAGCUCUCUUCUGGCGGCAGGAGGUGUGUGUUUGUCCCCUCCACUCUCACAGUGUUGUUGAUAUAACCUUGCAGUUCUGUUGCUGAACUUGUAGCUACUUAGCUCUCAAUAUUUAAAAACAAUACUGUAUAAUGGGGAAGAAAGAAACAGAGCCCUAUCCCUUUAUAACACCAUAAGACUGAUCUUCCUCUUUUUAACAAUUUCUUCUCUCGUUGCAUGCUGAAGCACGCUAUUCUGCAAUUAAUUAACAAAGAUAUUAUCAUAGUUUA
Camelina sativa (false flax) is the source of this 1487-nucleotide messenger RNA. NCBI's taxonomy places the organism in Eukaryota, Viridiplantae, Streptophyta, Magnoliopsida, Brassicales, Brassicaceae. The record is from RefSeq and is a predicted model, not a curated record.